This is a messenger RNA of Physella acuta, 1608 nucleotides long. Its product is annotated as pseudouridylate synthase TRUB2, mitochondrial-like. The record is from RefSeq and is a predicted model, not a curated record. Gene Ontology annotation, biological process: RNA processing; pseudouridine synthesis. Lineage: Eukaryota; Metazoa; Mollusca; Gastropoda; Physidae. Gene Ontology annotation, molecular function: pseudouridine synthase activity; RNA binding.
AAAAAGAUGGCAGCCCCCAUUGCAAAUGAUGAUAACAGCCGUAAAUGAAUGAAAUGAAUGUGACCUUUUUUUUACAGAACUGAUAAAUCUUGAACUUGAUUCUUUAUAUAUUUUCUAGAUCUAGAAUCUAGAUCUACAUCAAAUUGAAAUAUAGUUGAAGAAUGUCACGCUUCAACUGGGCCCCCACUGCAUACAAGUUGUUGAAUGGUGUGCUGUGUGUUUAUAAACCAGAUGGUCUUUCAUCACGCUUUGUGGUAAAUGCAAUCAAAACCAACCUUACAAAAGAUCUGAAUAAAUUACCAUGCUAUCAACAUGAAAUACCCCUGGGUCAAAGGAAGAUAAGGGCAACAAGCAACGUGAGUGCCUUGUCAUUGAACACAGAACCAAGCGGUAUUCAAGAUUGGUCAGAGCAUAGACUGGUUUUGGGUGACAGAUAUGAAGAGUCAGAUUUAUUUGUCAAUUAUGUUGAUAGGCUGGCAUUACACUCCUCUGGUGUAUUAGUUUUAGGUGUUGGAAAAUUUGGUCAAGACAGUUUGAGCAUCAUUUCCAUGGCCAAGUAUCUGAGGGUGUAUCAUGUGAAGGGCAGGUUUGGUUGGGCUACACACAACUUCUCUGCCAGGGGGCGCAUCCUUGAAAGGUCCAGUUAUAAGCAUGUCAACAAAAGCAAGAUUGAAAGAGUUUGUGCAGCAGCUCAAGGUGCCCACACAAGGCAAAUGUACAACUUGCAUGGUGUGAAUCCUGACAGUCAAGAAGCCUAUGAGAUGGCUGCCACAGGUAUCAUUAGACCAGCAACAAGAGACACACAUCCCAUCUUGUAUAGCAUUAAAUGCAUUGACUUCCAGCCCCCUGAUUUCACUCUUGAGAUUCAUAGCAUUAACGAAAGCUGUGAAUUCCUGACACAGUUCAUUCAUGAUUUGGCAAUCAAAUUAAAAACUUCAGCUGUCUGCACCGGGAUCCGGCGUCUGAGGUAUGGGACAUUUGACCUCCAGAGGGCGCUCCUGCGACAGCAGUGGCAUUUAGAUCCAAUCAUUGAUAACAUUGAGAGUAACCUGGAUCUUUUGACCCCUGAACUGCUGUUUGUUGGAACACAGGCUGAACCUGUGAAGCUGCCACCUGUACAAAAACACAAGGGUCACUUACCAGGUGGUCAUAAACUAGCUGGUCAUUUAACAGAUGGUCAUUUGAAAGAUGGUCAUUUGAAAGAUGGUCAUUUGACAGAUGGUCAUUUGACAAAUGGUCAUUUGACAAAUGGUCAUUUGAAAGAUGGUCAUUUGACAGAUGGUCAUUUGAAAGAUGGUCAUUUGAAAGAUGGUCAUUUGAAAGAUGGUCAUUUGAAAGAUGGUCAUUUGAAAGAUGGUUAUUUGUCAAGUACUGUGCCAGACAGUCAUGCGCCAGAUGGUCGUGUGCCAGACAGUCAGUACCUAGCUGACCCCCAUCACCACCAGUCCUCUAACGUGACUGCCUCACAGAACAAUGCAGAACCUCAAAGUCCCACCAGUGACAAGGAUGCACAUUGUGACACUGAAAUGACUGACGGUGCUUCAAGUAAUACUUGUGAUAACAAUUCUCAGAAAAUUUCAAAUCACUUAAAAGAAUAAAAUGAAAAUU